AUGGGACCAGAAUCCAAACUAUCUUUAUUCAAAAAGGCGAACGGCAGAAGCCGAAUGAUCAACACAAAUAUGCCGAAUAAUGCCACAUUUAUACCACGGCCUAGGUGUAAACUCAGGUCACUUCUGCUUAUAUGUUUAGUUGUUAUACUGUUAGUACAAAUUUCCAAUUCAGAAAGAGCUGCACGCCGAAGGCUGCGGCGUCCAUUAAAAUCAUCAUCGCAAAGAGUAGCAGUGUCCAAAGACCAGGAAGUAGCGCCAAGCGUAAGCAAAUUCAGAAGAACUAGACCAGGACACAAAAAACCAUCAGACAAUGAUGUUAGCGCAUCCACGACCAAGAAGGAUAAAGAUGGCUACAAAGUUGUAUGCUACUACACAAAUUGGUCACAAUACAGGGUCAAAGUUGGUAAAUUUACCCCAGAAGAUAUCUUGCCCGACUUGUGCACACACGUUAUCUUUGCUUUCGGCUGGUUGAAGAAGGGCAAGCUUUCGUCGUUUGAAAGCAAUGAUGAAACCAAAGAUGGAAAAGUCGGUUUAUACGAAAGGAUCCAGAAACUAAAGAAAGGCAACCCUAAUUUAAAAACUCUGUUGGCUAUUGCUGAAUAG
Molecule: messenger RNA, 603 nt
Organism: Dendroctonus ponderosae (mountain pine beetle)
Lineage: Eukaryota; Metazoa; Arthropoda; Insecta; Coleoptera; Curculionidae
Product: probable endochitinase
Exons: 5
Coding region: 1-603 (200 amino acids)
Biological process (GO): carbohydrate metabolic process; chitin catabolic process
Cellular component (GO): extracellular region
Source: RefSeq, a predicted model, not a curated record